GCUCGGAGUCUCUCGUGCGUUGAACUCUCUCCACGAGAGCGCGCGACAGAAAGAAUCGUUUAGUGAGCACGCUGUUUUAUUCUUCAUACUCUUUACAGACUCUGUCGCUCACUGUCUGUCUUUCUUUCUGACAACCACAUCCGAACAUUAGACACUAUGGGACGCUAAAUGUCCUUUCUCGCCUUGUGGAAUUUGGGGGAUUUUCUGCACUUAUAAAAUAGAGGAUAUAGACAUAAUGGGAUUUUAGUGUGUUUAUGAUUCAGCAGGCGAUAUGACUCGCUACGUGAGUUCCGUGGAUUCUCCCCUCAGGCGAAGAUCCGGAGAAUGAUGGACGAGAACAAGCAGCUCGCCCAGCGGAUCGAUGGGGCGAUCCAGAGCGCGAAGCAGGAGGUCGCGAACCUGCGCGCGGAGCUGACAGCCACCGGCCACAGACUGGCGGAACUCGGCGAGCUGGAAGAACCGGGCGAACCGCAGGAGCACCAGCAGCAACAACAGAACCAUCACGAUGCACCGGUGCAAAGACAGAAAGCUUUGACAGAGCUUGGUCAAAAAUGUGACGUUGUUCUUCAGGAGACGUCAUUAGAUAAAGUGCUGCUGCAUGAGGAGGUGGUGCGUCUGCAGGAGGAGGUGUCAGUGCUGAAGCAGGUCAGGGAGAUGUUGAAUCGUGAGCUGGAGGAGACAGGAGGAGGCUGCUCCGUGGAGCUGCUGUCUGUUUCACAGCUCCGCGUGCAGCUAACACAGAAAGAGCAGGAGCUGGACAGAGCAAAGGAGGCAUUGCAAGCAAUGAAGGCAGACAGGAAGCGUUUGAGGUUGGAGAGAACUGAUCUGGUGAAUCAGAUGCAGCAGCUCUACACAACACUGGAGAGCCGUGAGGAGCAGCUACGAGACUUCAUACGCAACUAUGAGCAACACCGAAAAGAGAGUGAGGAUGCAGUGAGAGUUCUGGCAAGGGAAAAAGAUUUGUUAGAACGGGAGAAGUGGGACCUACGCCGACAAACCAAAGAGGCCUCAGAACAUGCAAGUGCACUCCGAUCAGCACUGGACCUGAAAGAGAACAGGAUCAAGGAGCUGGAGGCUGAACUGACUAUGAUGAGUAGCUUUAUGGCUCAGAAACUAGAGAGUCGCGUGUUUGUUCGAUCUCCAGAAAGACCAGCCUCACCCAAAACAGUGUCGGCAAAACAGUCUUUGGCUACUCUCACUAAGGAUGUUCCUAAGCGACACUCGCUGGCCAUGCCCACAGAGACUGUCGUCAACGGCAACCAAGAGUGGGCGAUGCAUGCAGAGCUUCCUCUGACUGCGGCGAUACGACAGAGUCAACAAAACCUUUACCACUCAAUGGACAGACAGGUACUGAAAGCAUCACCGUGUGUGUGCGAUGCUGAUGGCAUCAGCAUGAUGUCAUCAGCUGCAGCCAGGAUCAGUCCGUGUCACUCUAAACAACCGUCAGUCAUCUCAGACACCUCGGUGAUGGAGGGAGAGAGAUCCUCAACGCCAUCCGAUUCACCACGACACAGAACACACUCCCUCUGCAAUUCUCUAGAGGAUCUAGAGGAGCAGAGACGCAGAAAGAAGAAAGAGAGGAUGGGUCUGGGCUCUCUUUCGAGGGUGUUCGGUCGAGGAAAGCAAAGAAAGUCUCUGGACCCCACUCUGUUUGAUGACUCCGACAGUUUAUCAAGCCCCGCCCGCCUCAGUGUGAGCCUAUCUGAAUGCGAGGAGCAUCUGGAUCGUCUUCAGCAGGUGGAGCUCGCGCGGACGGCCCCCAUGUCCCGUUGGCGAGCAGGAACCGUGCAGGCGUGGCUGGAGGUGAUCAUGGCCAUGCCCAUGUACAUACGGACCUGUGCGGACAACGUUAAAAGUGGGAAGGUUUUGUUAGUUCUUACUGAUGAGGACCUGGAGUUUGUUUUAGGGAUCAGUAAUUCAAUGCAUCGCAGGAAACUCCGUCUGGCCAUUGAAGACUACAGGGAUGCGGAUUUAGGACACGGCCUUUCUAAAGCAGCUGAUCUGGAUCACCACUGGGUGGCUCAGGCCUGGCUGAUGGAUGUAGGUCUCCCUCAAUAUUCCCAGUUCUUCCACACUCACCUUGUGGACGGACGUCUCCUAAGUACACUCACGCGCACCGACCUUGAGAAGCAUCUGCACGUGUCUAAAAAAGCCCACCAGAACAGCCUGCUGCUGGGAAUACAGCUGCUACACACGCUCAACUUUGACAAAGAGAUUUUGCAGUCCAGGCGAUCAGAGUGUGAGAAUCAGAACACAGACCCUGUAGUGUGGACCUGUCAUCGCAUCAUCAAAUGGAUCAAAGAGAUUGAUCUGAAGGAGUUUGCUGACAAUCUUCAGAGCAGUGGGGUUCAUGGUGCCAUCAUGGUGAUGGAUCCCUCCUUCAGCUCUGACACCAUGGCGGCGGCCUUAUGUAUUCCAAGCAACAAGCACAUGGUCCGUCAUCACCUGAAUGAAGAGGUGAAGGCACUUGUCAGUGCAGCCAGGGCAGGGCUUGAUCAGGAAGUCGAACCUUUGGGGACUCCGCCCACACUUCACCGGCAAAGCUCUCUAAGCAGCUCAUCACCUAGCUGUCAUGACGAUCAGCAGUCUUUAAGGAGGGUGAAGCAGCAGCUUGGUCUCAGCCCAAAGAACUUCGCUGGACGAAAGAUCAGUCAUCAGAACAGAUCCGGGUCAUUUCCAAGGAAUGGACUUCAGGAGGUCUCGCUUCAACGAGAGCGUUGCCCGGUUCGACAUUUUUCUGCUGCUGAGCUCACCAAUGUCUGAGUAUUUCUCCUGUUGAGAUCACUGAUGAAAAACAUAACAAACACAUUCUGAGGAAAAACAAAGACACUUUCUUCAAGCUCCCAAAUGGGGGAUUUUAUUUUUCAAGGUGAAUGUUGAUGAAAUCUCAAUGAAGGUUCACAUUUUCAGUCUCUGGACUC
This is a messenger RNA of Carassius carassius (crucian carp), 2921 nucleotides long. RefSeq names its product kazrin-A. NCBI's taxonomy places the organism in Eukaryota, Metazoa, Chordata, Actinopteri, Cypriniformes, Cyprinidae. The transcript is spliced from 16 exons. The record is from RefSeq and is a predicted model, not a curated record. The coding region runs from base 325 to 2763 and encodes 812 amino acids. Gene Ontology annotation, molecular function: protein binding.